Molecule: messenger RNA, 2164 nt
Organism: Apis mellifera (honey bee)
Lineage: Eukaryota; Metazoa; Arthropoda; Insecta; Hymenoptera; Apidae
Product: PI-PLC X domain-containing protein 1-like
Exons: 7
Coding region: 624-1982 (452 amino acids)
Biological process (GO): lipid metabolic process
Molecular function (GO): phosphoric diester hydrolase activity
Source: RefSeq, a predicted model, not a curated record
CGGCCGAACGGUUGGACGACGAGGACAGCUACGUGGUCCCCACCGUGGCAAUUGACGCGUCCGAGGAAGUGAUGGAAGGAUGGCACAAUGUGCUUGAAUGUCCUAUAAGCGAGCGAGCGAGCUUCUAUAUUAAACUGACUCCGGUCGCGGGUCGCUUCGGUUUCUCUGUCGUUCAGUCGCUCGGCUGUCUCCGGACGGCCGGAUCCGUUCGUUUUCUUUCCUUUUUUUUCCCCCUCCCCCCUCCCCCGAAGCCGAGAGAGGCCCGAGGAGGUCGAACCGUGGCUCGAUCGGUAUCGAUCGGUGGCCCCCGCGCUCUCUCGCUCGUGAAUCGAUCGUGGGUACGGACGAUGAGCGGUCGUCGAUCGUGCGGCACGCGAUCUCCUUGAAGGAAGGCGAAGGAAAGGAGGAAGCGAUCGGAGAGGUGGACGAGGAACGAAUGCUCGAUCGGCCAUCGACGAGCCGAAGGAGGACGAACCAGGACUCGAGGAGGGAUUCCUGGCGAUCGACUCGCCGCGUCAGCAAGCGGUCCGCGGAGUGCGCGCGCCCAGGUGCGUUUGACGUAGGACGUAGGCAGGAAAGCAGGGAUUUGCACGGGAAGCUCGGACAAAUUGGCACAUUGCUCGAUGAUGCUGAAGGGUGAAAUAUUGCUGCUUCUUCACGUAUUCUGCGAUAUCGCAUUGGCAGCACAAUGCGGAAAAGUAUGGCUGACAGUCUCCUCGCUGUGGAGACCGAUCGCUGCCAGCGACAAGGUGGUCGACGCUGAGCUCGAAGUAAAUUGGGACCUCGAUUGUCCAUCGAGUACAGGAUACCCAGAUACCAUCAAGGUGUUCACUGCUGACCCAGCACAUAAUAAAACGGUCAAGCCCAAGCUGACUUUGACUUCGCUGCAAUACCCACGGGGUUACUAUCGUACGAACAUCACGGUCGGACGUCCACCGCUUCCGGGUGGAUGGGACACCAAGGAUGGCGCCACGCUUCCGGGUCCCCAUUGCCUGAAACACCACGCCGCCCUUUACAAGGAUGGGAUCAUCCUUACCAGCUCCUGUUUGCAGAUCUGGCCAACGUGGAUGUACGACUUGAGGAGACAAUUGGGAAGACUUCCGAUAGGGAGUUUAAUGAUCCCGGGCACGCAUAAUUCCGGAUGCUACAAGCACGGCGACCUGACGAGACGGGACGCGUUCCAAAGGUACCUGUUGACGCAGGACCGCGACGUGUGGACGCAAUUAGUGCACGGCAUAAGGUAUCUCGACAUCAGAGUCGGUUAUUAUCCGUCAAUUCCCAACGGCACGGCCAUCGAGGAGGGCAAUCACAUAAGCAGAUUCUGGAUCAAUCAUGAUGUCAUCCGGAUCACCCCCCUCUCGGCUGUCAUCAAAGACGUGAGAAACUUUCUGAACGUCGCUAGGGGAGAGGUGGUCAUCAUGGACUUUCAUAGAUUUCCCGUGGGAUUCGAGGAUAGACCUAGCAGGCAUCGUCGAUUGGCAAUGAUCCUUUUACGAGAAUUCGAAGGACUGAUUCUGAAACCAGAUAGAGGGGUCGAAGGUCUGGGUCCGACGUUAAACGAUAUUUGGACCGGGGGGAAACGCUUGAUAAUUUGCUACGGUGAUAAGCAUACCGUUAAUGAAUACGAUUGGCUUUGGCCAACGAUGUCUCAAGCCUGGGGUAACCAACAGACGGUGGAAGGACUGUUCAAAUAUCUGGACAAAGUCAUCAUGGGCCCGAAAAAGUCUCGGAACAGUCAGAAUCCGUUGUGGGCGGUGAUGGCGGAGUUAACACCUUAUCCGUUGGACAUAAUCUUCAAUUUAUCCGGCGGGUUGCGGCAGAUGGCCGACUCGGUGAACAGGAAUCUCACGUACAAGUUCCAGGAGGAAUGGUGGAAGGAGACGAACAUCGUCGCGACGGAUUUCUUCCUUGGAAAUAAUCUGAUCGACGUGUCGAUACAGUCCAACAUAAAGAAGAGUAACAUCGCCCAGUGGCGUUUGUAACGUGACAUUAAAUAUCGCAUAAUCAACCAAAGAUUUCGCUUUAAUUAGCUAACUUUGCCGAUGGGAGAAAAUCGUGGUGUGGAUCGUUUGAACUUUGCCGAACUUUUUUUUUCUAGGAACGAAAUAUUUACGAAAUGCUUAUGAGAAGUUCGGGGGGAAUAAAAUUGACAAUAAUUAUUUUC